GAGUGGCCCCAACUGCUGCUGAGAACCACAGAGCUCCUGGACGAAAUGUGAAUAGUGAGGAACCCAGCCGAGACCUGAUGAGCUCUAGCAGUCCAUGUGAAGCACGGCCACAGAACAGCUCAACAGAGGGCUGUGGGUGCAAACUGUGCCCUUCUGACUGGCUGCCGCACAAGAACAAGUGCUAUUGGGUCUCUAAAGAAAGUAAAACGUGGAAUGAGAGUCGUGAGGACUGCUCAGCGAAGAGCUCUCAGAUGCUGGUGAUCCAAGAAAAGGAGGAGAUGGCGUAUGUACUGAGUAUUCCACAACUGAACCUGGUCUGGCUUGGACUCCGUGUUACAUCCCCAGAGAGGAAAUGGACCUGGGUGGACGGCUCCACAUUCGAUGAAACACUGUGAGUGUUCAUGGUUCCUAUUUUGGCUUUGAAACUGAGUGUGUUUUGCAUGGUGCACACGUGGGAACACGAGGUUAGU
This is a messenger RNA of Mauremys reevesii (Reeves's turtle), 470 nucleotides long. RefSeq names its product killer cell lectin-like receptor subfamily B member 1C. The coding region runs from base 78 to 395 and encodes 105 amino acids. The record is from RefSeq and is a predicted model, not a curated record. The transcript is spliced from 3 exons. NCBI's taxonomy places the organism in Eukaryota, Metazoa, Chordata, Testudines, Geoemydidae.